UGUCAAUAUCAAGGGGAGAGAGAUAGAGACUUGUGGACUUUCGAUUGCUAUAAAUAAUGUAGGGAGUCGCCAGACUGAUCACACAUUGAAGUCAACAGCCAAAGACAACAUUACCAAUCACCAUCAACAUGUUCAAGCUGCUCCUGAUUGCUGCACCUCUUUUGGCUUGCGUCCUCGCUGCUCCUCCCCUAGGAUCCGAUGCUGUCAUUGAGAAGUUCGUUUCCGCAUCGGAUGAGAAUGGAUAUGGCUUCCAAUAUGCGCUAAGCGAUGGCUCCCACUUCUCCGAGGAGGGACAAGGUGGCAACUAUGCCCAUGGCACCUUCGGUUACAUUUCCCCUGAGGGCAUUCCCUUCGCUCUCACUUACACCGCCGACGCCACCGGCUAUCAUCCUCAGUCCGAUGCUCUGCCCACUCCUCCCCCAAUCCCAGAGGCCAUUCUGAGGAGCAUCCGUUUCAUUGAGGAGCAUCCCACACCUGAGGAGCUGGCUGAUCGUGAGGUGCGCAAAACUCAGCUUUAAGCGAAUCAUUGUUGCUCAUUAGUCGUAGGCUUUAUUUAGUGUAUAAAAUAAUUAAUUCAUUUCAUGUUUACAUACAAAUUGUCACACAUCUCGUAAGCGAGAGA
Drosophila sulfurigaster albostrigata is the source of this 622-nucleotide messenger RNA. RefSeq names its product larval cuticle protein III/IV (gene Cpr65Ea). Gene Ontology annotation, cellular component: chitin-based extracellular matrix. The transcript has 2 exons. Gene Ontology annotation, molecular function: structural constituent of chitin-based larval cuticle. Bases 129 to 518 code for a protein of 129 amino acids. Lineage: Eukaryota; Metazoa; Arthropoda; Insecta; Diptera; Drosophilidae. The record is from RefSeq and is a predicted model, not a curated record.